CGCACCGCCCCCCUUGCACCGCACCGCCCUGGACGGGACGCGGGGCGGAGCCGCGGGAAGCGGCUGCCGCGGCGGCUGGUGGCUGCCUGGGCUCUGGGCUGGUAGCGCGGGUGCCCCGGGGUUGCCGCGGUUCUCCGCGGUUCUCCGCCCCGCCAUCGCUGGCCUUCUGCCUCUCGCCGCCCGGCGUGAGCCGCGCCUCUCCUGCCGCCUGUCUCCGCGCAGCCCUGGCGGUGCAAGGCAUGAAGCUGAGCAAAGCCCAGUACGAUGAGAUAGCCCAGUUCCUGGGGCACGUGCAGCCCACCCGGCAGAGUCUGAGAAAGCUGAAGGAGAAGUUUCCUAGUCAAUCGCAGUCCACUCUGCUGAGCAUCUUCUCCCAGGAGUACCAGAAACAAAUCAAAAGAACACAUGCCAAGCAUCACACUGCUGAAGCUAUUGAAACUUACUACCAAAGGUAUCUGAAUGGGGUGAUGAAAAAUGCAGCUGCCCCAGUGUUACUGGACCUGGCCAAUGAGGUGGACUUUGCCCCAUCAUUGAUGGCUCGUGUUGUGUUGGAAAGAUUUCUACAAGAAAAAGAACAAGCCAUCCCCACCAAAACUCUUAUAAAUAGCAUGUUACGGGACCCUUCUCAGAUUCCAGAUGGAGUGCUAGCAAAUCAAGUCUAUCAGUGUACUGUGAAUGACUGUUGUUAUGGACCACUGGUGGACUGCAUCAAACACGCUAUUGGGCAUGAGCAUGAAGUCUUGCUGCGAGAAAUGCUUUUGGAAAAAAAUCUCUCAUUCAUAGCUGAAGAUCAGCUUCGUGCAAAGGGUUAUGACAAAACACCAGACUUUAUUUUAGAAGUGCCAGUAGCUGUGGAAGGACACAUCAUUCACUGGAUUGAAAGCAAAGCCUCAUUUGGUGACGAAAGUAGCCACCAAGCCCACUUGCAGGACCAGUUUUGGAGCUACUGGAACAGGUUUGGCCCUGGAUUAGUCAUCUACUGGUACGGAUUUAUUGAAGAGCUGGACUGCCAUCGUGAGCGUGGCAUCCUGCUAAAAGACUGCUUCCCUACUGACAUUGUGACUCUGCGGCACAGCACGGCUCAGUGCUGAUGUUGGAGGAAGAGGUAAAUCCGGAAGCAAUUUUACUUUCCUGCAGUGUAAACUAAUGGCAGCAUCUGCCCUGAACUUCAGCUGAACUCCUGCUGCCUGCCCUUAUGCUACUGCUGCUUUACACAAACAUAUCAAGAGUUUCUGUUUUGCUUCAGACCUCUGUUGUGAUCAGCCAAAAAAGACAGACACAACCCACUCAUUAUCAGCAGUUCUGUCUCUGUCAAACAGCUAGUUUCAAGAUACUCAUAAUCUUUCUUCCUUCCGGAUGGCUUCUUCAAGCAUUCUAAACAAAGACAAAAAUGCAGAGGCUGAAAGGUGGAGCUUUCAGUUCUUUUCCCUGUUACAGAGUCACUUAUAAAAUUAAGUGCUUUUUAUGAAUUCAUUAUGUGCUAGUGAUGUGACUAAAACACCUACAGUGGUGUGGAGGUUUGGUGAAAACUGUUGUUUUGGAGCUUAAAGCAAUAUAGGGCAAAGCUGGUAAAGCCCAAGUGGUAAGAGAGGAUCAUGGCUGUUACAGUAAAUAGCCAGAUUUGGAGAUAAUAAUUGGUGUAUGUGUUUUGUCACUAUCUGAUUGUUAAAAUCAACAGUGGAAUCCCAAGUUAACAGUUAAAAAAUAGGAGAUUUUGAGAGGGGGUGAAAGCAAAGAACGCAGUUUUUAUUUUAUGUAUAUAAGCCUGUGAAAUUUGGGGGUGAUGUGGGGGAGGCUUUGUAAGUAUUUUAAUGACUCAAAAAUAACUCAUGUUUUGUCUUUUUCUCUUCCUCACCCCCGGGGAAUCUAUACUUAGGAAUUUUCCUCUUUACUGACUAAGGUAGGAAUCUCUCUUAACCCCUGCAGGUACUGUAGCAAAUUUCUGGCACACUGAAGUCUAAAAGAACAUGCAGGAGCUUUCUAUGUGACUUAUUUCUGAAGGAGUUUACCAUCCCAGUGUUCAAGAAGGGGAAUUAAAAAAAAAGAUACAACAGUGCUUCAUACUGGAUCCGUUCCACAAGACAAAUAAAGCACACACAAAUGGACUGAAGUUUCCUGCGUACUUGUUUUCUUGUAAGAACCUUGUUUUUCUCUUGUUAGAACCACUAAGAUCAGAAGUUCAUUGAGGUGGGUGUUGGCUCUUGGUGAAGUUUUGAGUUCAGUCUCUUCUUUUUCCAUCCACAUUGCCACUCAGAGAAGCAAGACUGGGUCUCAGGUUUGUGCUCUCAGCAGUGUCCUAAUGACAGCAGCUUGUUGGGCUUGAUACACUUCAGUUCUCUUCUCUGUGCCAACUCUUACUCAGGAAAGGACAAAAUAUUUUAAAAUGUCAGUGAGAGAUUUGCCUGUAUGCUCAUCAUGUUCCGAUUUCUGAGAAGAGCUAUGGAUUCAGCUGUAGAAAUAAAGAUCUGAUAACAGUCUCCCUAAAGCACAAGUUGAUGAUCUUUUCCAGAAAGAAAGGGUCUCUAAAACAUUGCAGUGCCUAUUCAUCACCUCUUUUUUCAUUGAAGUGGUACAUAUGUUUUCAAAAAUCGUGUGCAGACUUGCCUUGAGUGGAAAGGGUAUUAAUCCUAAUCAGGAGUUUUUCAGCUGUAGUUUUCAGAUGCAUACACAGUAUUUUUAUUUUUAAUUUUUAAUUUUCACCUUAACACUUUCUGGUAAGUUUUAGGCAAGAAUUUAUCAUUUUGACAAAUCUUUAAUUUUCAAGAAAAAAUGUGUUUAAUCUUCUAGUACUCUGUCCCUUGCUGCAGAGAUAAACUAGUAUAACUCCAAUGAGUUAUUGUCGAAUAGAGAUAUUUUCCUGGGUUUGAAUGUGUUAUAGUAAAGAGACUUGUUUUUAAAAAAUAUUCAAGCACCGGUAACUCAUUUGCGUUCAGCUAUUUAAGGUAUUGUGCUGAGCUUGUUUUACCUGACCAGCUGUAAGGUGUCUGCCCUUUCAGAUUCACAGAAGCAGUCUGUGAAUGUACCUGCCUGAUGCUACAUUUAGGGUGUUACUCCCCCUGGGACUUUUAACUAUGGUUUAGGUUAGUGGAAUGUGUAAAAACAGCAAGAGAAUAAAAAAGAAGGAAUAACUGAACAUUGUCAUAGUAGAAAAUUCAGAAGUAAUGGUUGUCUGAGUGAAAUGGGUUUUAAAGGCAAACAGUAUUUGUCUUAGCUACUGCAUAUGCUUUCUGUUGUAUGAAAUCAUUUAAAUCAGCUUUUACAUGAUACACUAAUGCUGCUUUUUCUGUUUGAAUAAAUUAAACUUAUCUGCACAGAUGUUGAAAAUUCUGCUAACCUUCAUCAAAGCUUUGCUUUAUUUGUUUUUACAUUAAACAAAUUUAUGUGGAGAGGCACAGAUAAAUCAGUUUAGGCUUAUAUUUGUGUACUUAUUCCUCUACCUAAUGCUGUGACAUAACAGGUUGGAAAGCAGUACAGCUGUCUUUAAUCAGAGCUUUGAACUCAUCUUCAUAUAUUGCCCACUUAAAGAAUCUGUAUUAGAAUGACUACACAAAAGUCUAUAUACUGUACCAAUUUCAUUGCAUGCUAUCAAAAAAGCUUUGCUACUGCAAAAACUAUGCUGUGUCACUAUUUUAAAUGCUGAAAGCAAAACAUAAAAAAAUAGGACUAUUUUGUUAUUACUGCUUGUAUACUG
This is a messenger RNA of Camarhynchus parvulus, 3691 nucleotides long. It is a transcript of the gene CDIN1, whose product is annotated as chromosome 5 C15orf41 homolog. The record is from RefSeq and is a predicted model, not a curated record. The transcript has 11 exons. NCBI's taxonomy places the organism in Eukaryota, Metazoa, Chordata, Aves, Passeriformes, Thraupidae. Gene Ontology annotation, biological process: erythrocyte differentiation. Gene Ontology annotation, cellular component: nucleus; cytoplasm. The coding region runs from base 240 to 1091 and encodes 283 amino acids.